This is a messenger RNA of Chiloscyllium plagiosum (whitespotted bambooshark), 2344 nucleotides long. Its product is annotated as RNA-binding Raly-like protein. The record is from RefSeq and is a predicted model, not a curated record. Gene Ontology annotation, molecular function: RNA binding. Gene Ontology annotation, cellular component: nucleus. Lineage: Eukaryota; Metazoa; Chordata; Chondrichthyes; Orectolobiformes; Hemiscylliidae.
GUGCCCCAUGGUGAAGAUCUAUGGAUUAGAUCUGAAGAGAACUUUGGAAACAACAUCCAGGAUCUUCUGCAGGCUUCAUUGAUGAUAUGGCUCCAGUGCCUUAAGGGGCCUCCUGUAUGCUGCCUGUACACAGCCUUACACUGUAAGGCGAAGAUAAUCUACGAUGACUGGCAAAACACAGACUAGCAAUGUUACCAAUAAGAAUGAUCCCAGAUCUAUCAACUCCAGGGUCUUCAUUGGUAAUCUCAACACUGCCAUUGUGAAAAAAGCAGAUAUAGAAGCUAUUUUUGCAAAAUAUGGCAAGAUAGUUGGCUGUUCUGUGCACAAAGGAUAUGCAUUUGUACAAUACAUGAAUGAAAGGAAUGCACGUGCAGCAGUGGCAGGGGAAAAUUCCAGAAUAGUUGCCGGACAAUCUCUUGAUAUCAAUAUGGCUGGUGAACCUAAGCCUUACAGGCCCAAAUCUGGAACCAAGAGGCCUCUGUGUGCCCUUUAUGGCAGUGGUUAUGACUUCGACUACGAUUAUUACAGAGAUGAUUUCUACAGUCGGAUGUUUGAUUACCAUGGCCGUGUUCCACCACCACCUCGUGCUGUUAUACCAAUAAAACGUCCACGUGUCACUAUACCUGUCACACGCAGAGGAAAAGGAGGUUUCCCCAUGAAAGGAGGUCCACGGUCCACAAUAACAGGCACAGCUUCCACAGGACCCAAAUUGAAAUCAGAUGAGCUGCAGACAAUCAAGAAAGAACUGACCCAAAUCAAAAACAAAAUUGACUUCUUACUGGGAAGACUGGAGAAGAUUGAGAAACAACAAAAGGCAGAUGCCGAGUCACAGAAGAAGCAGCUUGAAGAAAAUUCAGAGUCUGCACAUGAGGAAUCCAUAUCAGAAAAUGCAGAAACUUCCACAGAGGAACAAGUGGAAGGGGGCCCUGAUGUUGAUGGAGAUGGAGAAGAGAUGACUGAUGGGGUAGAGGAAGAUUAUGACGAGGAUGGCAGCAAUGAGAUGAAUGAGAAUCAUGUAUCAGACAUGGAGGAUACACAGUAAUUGACACGCAUAGAAAGUUCAAACAAACUAAACGUGUCAUGGUGGUCAAUGACAAUGGACUGGCUGGUACCUGGAACUAAGUAUUACCUUGAGCAACAAUAGAAGAAAAGAUGUACAAUAUAUUAAGACUGAUAGUCAAUCUUAUGUGGGAGUUACGUCAUCUUUGUUGGAGAUUACAUUUGUGACCUACAUAGGAGAAACUUUCAUUGGGUUUAAAUUCUAUCUAAUUUGUAUGCUUGUUGGAUUUCCAUGGCCAUAACUGUGGAAGAAUUUUUUUAAACGUAUAUUCUCAGUAGUUUAAAUGUACAAAAUCACAUGUAUCUCUUUUACAGGUAACCCAUGAGAAAUUAACAUGGCUCUGUAAAGGAAUCUUAACAGAAAUUAUACUCGUAUAGUAUUGAGAUAAAGUUAUUUUGAUAUCAGCAUGUUUUAAUUGUCAAACCUUGUUUUCAGGUUUGAGUGAUGUUUGAAAUUGUAAUGUGGUCUUGGCUUUACGUGUGUUACAGCAAUUGUAUGAUCUGACUGAUCAUGUACAAAUUACACCUAAUUUUUUUUGUUGUUGAGUGGGAAAUGUCAGUUAAGUUAAUUGAGCCAGUGAAUUUAAAAGUAUAUGUUUGCAUUAACAAAACAUAGCAAGCAGGUUCAGGGGCCAUAUUAUUAAUAAAACAUUAUUAUUGAAUUUAAGGACUAAAGUAAUUUUAAACUAAUCUGCCCAUUAGGAAACCCUCAGGAAGGGGUAAAAUGCUAGUUUUACACUUUCCACAAUAUUACUGUCCAGUUCCAUGGAGAGUAAUCUCGGGAUAUUAUAUUCAACUCCAGAUGGACUAGGUUAUCCCAGACAUUUAAUGUGAAUGUCUAUCAUUAAAGUCUGACUUGAGGUAAACUAGAAUUUACAGGACAGUUUUGGAAUGGGCAGGUCCAGGAAUUGUAGCAGGGAACCACUUCACUGCCUCCUCAAUACUUCCCCGUUAGGAUUGUCCUUAUGGGAUAAUUAUAGAAAAUAAUUAUGUAUGAAAGUAACAUGGCAAUAAAAAGGAAAACACCACCCCCAACAUGUUUCCAGUCAUUAACCCUAGAAUUCUGAAUCCUUUUGAAUUCUAAAACAGAGGUUAAACAAGUUAAAGAACUGAUUUAGCAAGUGGAGUUCAUAACAGUGAGUGAUGGCAGGAAUUUUUGUUUUAUUUCUUUAGCCAGCACUGUGCCACACUAUGCUGUGAUGUUAAUUGUUGUGAUUGUAAUGAGGUCAGCCAGGUGGACCUCAUGGAAUAUGAGUUAUCUGAUUGGGCUAUUAAUCUGGUCCAA